This is a messenger RNA of Paraglomus brasilianum, 2199 nucleotides long. The record is from the annotation of a GenBank genome assembly. Lineage: Eukaryota; Fungi; Glomeromycota; Glomeromycetes; Paraglomerales; Paraglomeraceae.
AUGAAUAAAGAGACUAUAGUUAACGCUGGUCAAAACGUAGCUCGUGUCGUGGGUUAUGCCAGCACCUUUAUUCCUGUAGGAGGCCCGAUACUAGCAGCAAUUGCUCUGCUGGCUAACGAAAUACUUAGUUUAACUGAAAUAGCGGAACACAACAAAAGAAUAUGCCGUAAUCUGUCAGAACGCGUGCAGACUGCCAAUCAAUUACUGCAAAAUAAAAUGCUAACUGCAGAAAGAGACAACGUUGCCUUGCUUAACUACCAGAAGGCGCUCGAGAGAUGCAAAACAUUUAUCCAGACGAUAAGCAAGACCUCGUCAUUAAUACGCAUUCUUACUGCGCGUGAGAUCGAAAGAGAUUUUAACGACGUUACAAGAGAUCUUGACUUGGCUGUUGGUGAGCUUGGGCUCCAACAAAUAGUAAGAACGCGCGAACAAGUACGGCGGGAUAAUCAAAUGCUACGCGAUGAAAUUAAAGAAUCUUUGCAGGUUAUCGAGAAAGCCCUUGCAAACAUUUUCGAUGCGCAGAUGAGCGUACAAACAAAAAUGGAGGUAUUGGAUGCGAAGUUGGAGACCAUCCACUCGGCAAUGACACAUGUAGAUGACGUUCAUAUAAUGCCGCCCAAUAUCGAAAGUACACGCAUAUCCAGUGCCCGCGUGACCGAUGUGCUGGAAAACGGUCUACCAGUCGUGCGAGGAAAUGGAAUGAUUAAAAAGAAAAUAUUUAUUGCGCAGACGGUUGCUGAAAAAACUUUGGGUUAUCUUCGCUCAAUGUCACGAACUUUAAGUACUAUCGAGAAGCAAGUAGCUAUAUUGACCGAAUUGAGAGAUUGUCAAUAUAUUAUAAGAUUCUAUGGCACCCUCCAACGAGAUGAUUGCUUGUGCCUGGUUAUGGAAUGGGCUGAACAAGGCGAUUUGUACACAUAUUUGCAUCAAGUACCAAAUUUAUCCUGGGAUUUUAAAAUAAGGGUAGCCACCGAAAUUGCAAGCGGAUUAGUGUUCUGUCAUACUUUUGACAUUCUUCAUCAUGAUAUUAGAAGUCACAAUAUCCUUUUGACUGCUGAACUGACUGCCAAAAUAGGUAAUUUCGAGUCAGCCCGCAAGGACGCUGAAGAUAGCGUAAUUCAAAUUCCUGAUCUUUAUCUGCGAUAUCGGUGGCUCGCUCCGGAGAAACUGAAGGAUUAUGCAAAUACCAAAUAUAAUAAACAAUGUGAGAUUUACAGCUUCGCUAUCGUCCUAUGGGAGCUUGCUUCCCAACAGUUACCAUACAACAAUAUAGAAUCUACCAACGUUCUUACAAAUCGAGUAACAGCAGGCCAUAGACCGCCUCCGAUAUCAGAAACUCCUGAAGUAUAUCAACAAAUCAUGGAACUCGGAUGGUGUGACUACGAACUAAAGCGCCCUACGGCAGCAUCUAUGUUCAAUACACUCAGUCAUCUCAAACCAUCAAAUGGAAGAUCACAGUUAGAUAUACCCAGUAACAGCCUCCUUACCCUAUAUACCCCUAUAUCUAUGCCCACAACACCUACUACAGAAGAAGGAACGACUGGCUAUGAUCGUAAUCCAUCAAAAGGUGGGCAAAAUGCUCAAAAAACUGCCACGGGGUCCCCUCAAGAAUAUGAUACGAUGCCUGAGCCUGAUUCCACUCAAGUAGGUAUUUCUAUACUAAGAGAUAGUCACAAACCUUUAGGUAUAUCUGAUGCUCUCGGUCUGCACCGUCAAAAACUCUAUGCUCAAGCAUGGCCCAUAUUUGAAGCACUCGCGGAACAGGAAGACGCACUAGCAGAGUUCUAUGUUGGGUAUUACUUAUAUUCUGGUAAACACACAGUACGGCAUGAUCCUGAACGAGCCGUCGAGUAUUUCAAGCGUGCAGCUACCAAGGGUAUACCAGACGCGCAGCUUCGUUAUGCAGUCGCAUUGCUCGAAGGUGUGGGAGUUGAAAUGACACCCGAAACUAAUCGUAUUGGCGUUGAGUAUUUGAUCAAAGCAGCUAGGAAUGGGAAUUCAAAUGCUAUGUACAAUUAUGGUGAAUUGCUGAUUAAUGGAUUACAUGUGGCGAUGGAUCUGGCGGAAGGCGAAAAGUGGAUGAGGAUGGCACACGACAGAGGACAUCCAUCUGCGUAUAGAACCUUGGCUGAUCGGUUGAAAGAAUUAGGUCAAGCUGUGCCUGAGGAUGUGUCUGAGAGCUUGAAUGCAAGUGUAUAA